GUUGUGACGUCAUCAUAACGCGACGUGUUUUCUUCCUCGCAGGCAACUUUGUGUAUAGCGUCAAGCUAGUUUACGCGCAGGGAUGGCGUCGUCGAAAAAGGGGAAGAAAGUUAUAAAUCAAGACGAACUUCGGCGUUUAAUGAGGCAAAAACAGAGACAGGCGACAGACAAGAAGCGCAUCGAAUCCCCCUUCGCCAAAUACAACAGCCUCGGCCACCUCAGCUGCGUCUUGUGCAAUGUGCAGGUGAAGACGGAGAUUCUGUGGCAAACUCAUGUCCUCGGAAAACAGCACAGAGAAAACGCGUCUGAUCUGAAAGGACAGAAGCCGACGCAACAGUGCCAGCCGGACAAAAGAAAAACCCAAGACCCCGAGGACAUAAAUGGGAAAAGGGCCAAAUUGGCGUCGGCUGCCGGCCAGUCUUCGCAAGGCUUGCCCAGUGAUUUCUUCGAGAAACCGAGCGAUAAGGGACGUGGUCCCACUAAGACCUCUACAGGUCUCGGCCUUUUAACUGGGGUCUACGACGACGACGAUACUGAGGAUGAGAAGGAAGACGAGGACCCAGCCAAGCCCGCGGAGACCCCGGGCGGUGUUCAACGGAAGGGUCAGUCGGCUCCAGCGGGACUACCGGCGGACUUCUUCGACAGCUCGAUCCCGCCCGCCCCCGCCGUCUCUCAUUCGGGGUCCAUCCUGAAAGCAGACGAGCCGGAGAAAAGCGCGGAAAAGAAAGAAAACACCGCCGAGGCGCUGCCCGAGGGCUUCUUCGACGACCCGGUGAGGGACGCCAAAGUACGCAAAGUCGACGCACCCAAAGACCUCCUGGACAAAGAGUGGGAAGAGUUUCAGAAGGAAAUGCGCCAGGUCAACACCAAGUCGGAGGCCAUUGUAGCCGAGGACGACGAGGAGGGUCGCCUUGAACGCCAGAUCGACGAAAUCGACGAGCAGAUCCAGUGCUACAGACGAGUGGAGGUACUGCGAGAUAAGCGGGACGUGGUUAGAAGCAAGUCUGCGCACGAGGGGAAUCCCACGCGAGAGGCGUCAGAGAGCCUGGAGGAAGAGGACGAGGAGGACCUGCUUCACUUGCUGUCCCGUGACUGGAGGGCUAAAGGGGCACUUGCCUAAUGUUGCCCAUACAUCUACAUGUGUUUAUUUGUGUAUACGAGACAUCAGUGACUAUCAAAAGCUCUGUCCAUAAAAUUAAUAAAGCUCUGGAUAAGAUUCAGGACGAACUCGUCAGCAAGACGUUACUUUUACUUGGUUGGUUUGAUAUUGUUCGUGAGACUUGUUAUACUAAAGCAGUGUUUCUCAACCCAGUCCUCAAGGACCCCCUAUCCUGCAGAUUCUCUUUGCAAUCCUGAAUAGGUACCUGUUGGUAGUUAUUCAACCAAUCAGCAAUGAAUGUCUGAGUUUGCACACCUUGCAUAAUUAAGUGCUAUGAGAUGAUUGGUCGAGUAAGUACAAGCAGGGCUUCCUAUGCAGGGUUAUAAUGAAAAUCUGCAGGAUAGGGGUUCCUUGAGGACUGGGUUGAGAAACACUGUACUAAAGACUCGUAGGCAUCAUAUGAAAGGGCGAGUAAGUAAGGUUGAAGACUUUAACCCUUUGUAAACAACUGAUCAAUACAAAUAGCAAAGUCAAUAAUUCUGCCCUUGACUGUAAGAUGUACUUUAUCAAUGCAUUCAUUCAUUAUCCAAACCGCUUCUCCUUCUCAGGGUUGCUGGAGCCUAUCCCAGCAGUCAUUGGGCGGCAGGUGGGGAGACACGCUGGGCAGGCCGACAGCCAUAAACCCCCCCCACACACACACAUUCAUACCUAGGGACAAUUUAGUACUGCUGAUUCACCUGACCUACAUGUUUUUGGACUGUGGGAGGAAACCGGAGGAAACCCACGCAGACAUGAGAACAUGCAAACUCCACACAGAGGAUGACCCCCAAGGUUGGACGACCCCGCAGCUCGAACCCAGGACGUUCAUGCUAUGAGGCGAUCGCUCCAACCACUGUGCCGCCUAGCUUAUAAUAACAAUGAUAACGUGGGGAAAUUCCUCCUUUGCUUUUAACCCAUCCCAACACGCACACACCGGAAACGGUGGGCAGCCACCGUGCAGCGCCCAGGGACCAAGUUCUUCUUGCCAGGCCUCGGUCAGGGCCACAGACAGGGGUAUCAACCCUAACAUGCAUGUCUGUACAUUCAUGUGCUCACCAAAAAAAAGGUUCAUAAAAUCUUCACAGCCCGCUCGGGCAAAUAU
This is a messenger RNA of Lampris incognitus (smalleye Pacific opah), 2240 nucleotides long. It is a transcript of the gene znf830, whose product is annotated as zinc finger protein 830. Bases 83 to 1120 code for a protein of 345 amino acids. The transcript has a single exon. Gene Ontology annotation, molecular function: zinc ion binding; nucleic acid binding. Gene Ontology annotation, cellular component: spliceosomal complex; nucleus. NCBI's taxonomy places the organism in Eukaryota, Metazoa, Chordata, Actinopteri, Lampriformes, Lampridae. Gene Ontology annotation, biological process: mitotic DNA damage checkpoint signaling; nuclear DNA replication; mitotic DNA replication checkpoint signaling. The record is from RefSeq and is a predicted model, not a curated record.